This is a messenger RNA of Scheffersomyces coipomensis, 951 nucleotides long. RefSeq names its product histone (gene HHO1). NCBI's taxonomy places the organism in Eukaryota, Fungi, Ascomycota, Pichiomycetes, Serinales, Debaryomycetaceae. The record is from RefSeq and is a predicted model, not a curated record. Gene Ontology annotation, molecular function: double-stranded DNA binding; nucleosomal DNA binding; structural constituent of chromatin. Gene Ontology annotation, biological process: chromosome condensation; negative regulation of DNA recombination; nucleosome assembly. Gene Ontology annotation, cellular component: nucleosome; nucleus. The transcript has 3 exons. Bases 84 to 545 code for a protein of 153 amino acids.
UUUUUAUUCUUUUCCCUUUUUCCUUUUCUUUUUGAUAUCAUAUCAAUUAAUCAAUUAAUCUAUCAUAUCUUAUAUCAUCAACAAUGGCUCCAAAGACUAAAACCGCUAAACCAGCUUCUGCUGUCCCUGCUAAAGCUACUUACAAAGAAUUAAUCAGUUCUGCUAUCAUUGCCUUAAAGGAAAGAACCGGUUCUUCUCGUCAAGCUAUUAAGAAAUACGUUCAAUCUAACAACAACAUUAAAGCUGCUAACUUUGAUUCUUUAUUCAACACUGCUUUAAGAAAGGGUGUUGAAACCGGUGUUUUCUUACAACCAAAAGGUCCAUCUGGUCCAGUUAAAGUUGCCAAGAAGGAAAAACCAGCUACUAAAGCUCCAAAGAAGGCUGCUCCAAAGAAGGUUGUUAAGAAAGUUUCUAAAAAGACUACUACUGCCAAACCAAAGAAGGUUGCUGCUAAGAAAACUGAAGGUGCUAAAAAAGUUACUAAAAAAGCUGCUGCUCCAAAGAAAGUGACUAAAAAGGCUGCUCCAAAGAAAGUUACUAAAUAAGUAAUUUUAUAAUGAAAAAGAGAUUUUAAUUUGAAAAGAAGAAAAAAAAAAAAGAAUUUGUUCUUUUUAAAAAAAUGAAGUGAAGUAUAAAAGAAAACUAUUUAUCAAAUCGUUAUUAUUAUUAUUAUUUUCAUUAUCGUUACCUUUAUUAUUGUACAUUAGCUGAAAUUACCUUUUAUUCCCCCCCUCCUUCCUUUCCUUCAACUUUUUUUUUCUAUUAUUAUUUUUUAUCAUUUUGUUGUUUCACUCGAACUUUGAUUAUGUUGAUUGCUUUAUGAGUGAUUGGAUAUAACUUGAUUUUCGAUGAAAUGUUGUUUUAUUAGUAUAGUACUUGAUUUUUUUUUUCUCCCUUUUGUUUUGUUUAAGGAAAUGUUAUAUUUCCUUUGAUAUUCUAUGUUUGUUAUAU